Planococcus citri (citrus mealybug) is the source of this 942-nucleotide messenger RNA. RefSeq names its product ras-related protein Rab-2A-like. Gene Ontology annotation, biological process: vesicle-mediated transport. Gene Ontology annotation, molecular function: GTP binding; GTPase activity. The coding region runs from base 107 to 700 and encodes 197 amino acids. The transcript has 5 exons. Lineage: Eukaryota; Metazoa; Arthropoda; Insecta; Hemiptera; Pseudococcidae. The record is from RefSeq and is a predicted model, not a curated record.
UUUGAACAAACACAUGGAUUGGAAGUUAAGAUUUUAUUCAGUAUCGGCUCUGAUUUGAUUAACUAAAUACGAGUAGGUAUAACAGUUUUUUAAACGUGUUGAAGUUAUGGGCAAUAAAGUGGAUACGUGUCCGUCUGGAAAAACUCCACCUCCGCAAGAUGAAGAAGUAGCCAAUUCUACAUUUGAAGUGAUCAUAGCUGGCGAUAUAACUGGUAAAUCCUGUAUCCUAGAUCGUUUUUGUACAGGAACAUAUGAUCCAGCGGGUGGAUGCACGGCUGGGUAUGGUGUAGGAUACAAAAAAAUGUUUGUGGAUAACGAAGAAAUCAAGUUACUAAUAUAUGAUAGCCGUCAUAUAGAAAUGUUUUACCGUAUUUUUCAACGAGCAUAUGGAGAAAGAUCGCCGAAUGGAAUAAUAUUGGUUUAUGAUAUUACCAGAGAAAUCACGUUUUCAAAUUUACGAACGACUUGGAUGGAACGAAUGCAACACGAUUUUGGAUUAGAUGUACCAAUAAUUGUAGUGGGAAAUAAAUGCGAUUUAGAAAGUGAACGAACGGUUAAACAGUCAGAAGUUGAAGAAUUUUGUGAUGAUGUUCCUCAAAUAAUAUGCGCAGCGCUAUCGUCUGCCAAAACAAAUAAAAAUAUCGACUUUAUUUUCACUCAUCUGGCGAUCGAAAUGAAGAGGAGACGCCGCGCCGUUUAAAGACUGAAUUGCAAAAUCAAAUUGAACAGAAUGAUGAAGAUUUUUUCAAAUCAAAGGAUGAGAGAGAUUCAGAGACCAACAUCACAGCCCUAUAGUGGAUAAAGCAUUUUAAUCAUUUUUUUAUAUAUUUUUUUAUGUUCCCUUAUUAAUAAGCAGUACCUCUACCAUACUUAUUAUACUCAGUAAAAAAAAUAAAAUCGGUGUUACGAGUAGGCAGGAAUAAAUUUUGUUUUUGAAGUAAA